CGUCCUUCCCCCUCUUUCCUCUCCGUGCCGUCUUCUGGCGUUGGCCCCGACAUUUUCCUUCUUCUCUCUGCUCGUCCUUUCUCUGCCUUCUCUUUCCUUUUUAUUGGUUUAUUUAUUUCUCCGCGGCAUCUCUACUACCGGACGCCCGUUUUUUGGCCGUCGAUUGCUUUUACCACCGCUCGCUUGCAGUCGUUGGUUUCGUUCAGAUCGGGGCAGGAAGCACCCGGCGGCGCGGGUCUCGCGGGAAAGGAGGCGGUGAUCGUUGGGGAUCUGGCGGGAAGCGGUUUGGCCUGGGGAUUCAGAGGGGAGGUGUGGGAAUUUCCGGGAAACUUUGAGUUUUAGGGUUCCGGAUGGGGUGAUUGUGCGGGAUUUUGGGGGUCUUGGUUGUGGGGUUGUUUGACGAGGUGCGAUCUAGGGUUUGAAGGGAGAUGGAGGUGGUCUCUUUGUGAGCGCAAGGGAGGAGGAGGAGGAGGGAGGAGAGAGCGGGAUUGAUGUGUCUCCUUUGGGUCGAGGGCGCGGCGGAGCACCGGGGGGAAGAUGCAAGGCUAUGCAUGGGGGGGAAGGUGAGGAUCGGAAGCGGAAGCGGCACAUGUUGCCAGUCCCUCCUCGCACGGCGACGGUAGGGAAUUCUUCUCCUUCGGAUGAGGCGUGUUUCUGCAAGGAUGGUCGCAAGAUUAGUAUUGGUGAUUGUGCACUCUUUCAAGCUGAAGAUUCUCCACCCUUUGUUGGAAUAAUUCGUUCCUUGACAGCAAGCAAGGAGGAUCAUCCUAAACUUUGUGUGAAUUGGCUUUAUCGGCCUGCUGAUGUGAAGCUUGGCAAAGGCAAUUUGCUUGAUGCUGCACCCAACGAAGUCUUUUAUUCAUUUCACAAGGAUGAAAUACCAGCUUCUUUCCUACUCCAUCCAUGUAAAGUUGCAUUUCUUCGGAAAGGCGUUGAACUUCCACCAGGCAUAUCUUCAUUUGUAUGUCGGCGAGUUUAUGACACAGCAAACAAGUGUUUAUGGUGGCUAACUGAUAAGGAUUACAUAAAUGAGUGGCAGGAGGAAGUAGAUCAGCUUUUGGACAAAACACGUCUAGAAAUGUAUGCAGAAGGUCGCACUCCCAAACCUUUAAAUAGCCCAGCAUCAUCACAGCAGUUGAAAUCUGGUUCUGAUACUGUACCAAAUAGUGCCUCUCCUUUUCCUUCUCAAGUUAAGGGAAAGAAGAGGGAACGAAAUGAUCCGGGCUUGGAGCCCAUUAAGCGUGAGCGACUGUCUAGAGUAGACGAUGGAGAAUCUGGUUAUACUAGAUCAGAAAAUAUGAUUAAGUCAGAGGUUUCAAAAAUAAUUGACAAGGAAGGUGGCGGCCUUGUAAAUUUGGAAGGUGUUGAGAAAUUGGUGCAACUCAUGCAAUCAGAUAAACCUGAGAAGAAAAUAGAUUUGGCUGGGCGGAUAAUGCUUGCAGAUGUUAUUGCAGCCACUGACAGAUUUGAUUGCCUGAGCAAGUUUGUGCAACUAAGAGGGUUGCCUGUAUUGGAUGAUUGGCUCCAGGAGGCACACAAAGGUAAGGCUGGUGAUAACAGUAGUCCAAGGGAAGGUGAUAAAGGUGUAGAGGAACUGCUCCUGGCAUUACUUCGUGCACUUGAUAAGUUGCCUGUCAAUCUUCAUGCCUUACAGUCUUGUAAUAUAGGCAAAUCUGUAAAUCAUUUGCGCAAUCACAAGAAUUUUGAGAUCCAUAAGAAGGCAAAAAGUUUAGUUGACACAUGGAAGAAGCGGGUUGAGGCAGAAAUGAAGAGUAAUGAUGCAAAAUCUGGAACAGGUCAGGUAGUAUCAUGGCCAGUUUCUCAUAGUGGGGGUAAAAGGACCGGAUCUUCAGAUAUUCUGAAAAGUUCUAUUUCACAGCCAGCUGCAACUAAAACAUCUAAUAAGCUUGGUCAUGGCGAGUCUGUUGUAAAAUCAACAUCAGCAUCUCCAGGGUCUGUUAAGUUAUCACCACCUGCAUCAGCAGCUGGCUCAAAGGACUCGUACAGCAAAGUGGCAGCAACUGGUGGAACAUCUGAUCUUCCUCUGCCAGCUAUAAAGGAGGAAAAAAGUAGCAGUUCCAGUCAAUCACAGAACAAUAGCCAGUCUUGUUCAAGUGAUCAUGCCAAGGUUGCAGGUUCUGCUUGGAAGGAGGAUGCAAGGAGUUCAACUGCUGGAUCAAUGACUAAAGCAUCAGGCAGUUCUUCUCGACACAGGAAAUCAAGUAAUGGGUUCUUGGGGUCUGGUGCUUCUGGUGUCCUAAAAGAAAGUGGUGGAGGGAAGUCAGGUUCAGCGAAUAGAAGCAUGGCAUCAGAUAAAACACCACAAUCAGGAAUAACAAGUGAGAAAACAUCCGAUGCACUCCUUGGGGAGCAUGUCAACAGUCAGAGGUUGAUUGUAAGGCUCCCAAAUCCUGGAAAAAGUCCUGCACAGAGUGUCAAUGGUGGUUCAUUUGAGGAUGUUGCUGUUACAGGAAGCAGGGCUUCUUCACCUGGGAUGUCUGACAAACUUGACCAUGGUGAACGAAAACCGAAAGGAAAAGGUGAUGCUUCUCGAGGUACCACAACUCCUGAAGUUAACAAUGAAUCUUGGCAAAGUAAUGAUGUUAAAGAUGGUUUAGCUGGAUUGGAUGAAGGUGAUCGAUCUCCACUGGCGGCUUUUGAUGAUGAGCAGAGCCGGAAUAGUGAGGAUGCUUGUAAGGUUGUGGAUGCGUCAAAAACUAUCUGCUCCUCUUCUGGAAAUGAAAAACGGGUGUUUGCACCUGAGUCAAAAUAUACAAAGCCUUAUGAUGCAUCUUUUAGCUCCAUAAAUGCAUUAAUUGAAAGCUGUGUUAAGUAUUCCGAGAUCCCAUCUUCCUUAUCUGGUGGUGAUGACCUUGGAAUGAACUUGCUUGCAAGUGUGGCGGCUGGUGAAAUAUCAAAUUCUCCCUUGCAGGAAGACUCAAAUAAUGAAAAGGAUAGUAGAUCAAGAUCCUCACAGGACAACCUUGAUGCCCAAGAACACAGUCAACAAGAUGAGAUUGCAGAUGCUGAUUCUGAGAAGCGAGGGAAUGACAGCCUGGAAGUCAAACAUGACAUGUCACACUCUCUUGUGGACGACAAACAGAGCACUGAUAUGACUGAGAAAUCUCUUGGAGUUGGUGAGUUGCAUCAAUCUGAAGAGGUGUGUGCAAAGCCUGAUGGAAAGCCAACUGUGGAUGGGCCUCCUGCUGAGUCAAAUGGAGUGGUAAGUAGUGACACACCACUUGCUCAGGCAACAGAAUCCUCAUUGACUGGAGAUCAUAAACAAUGUUCUGGUAAAAGGAAAGUGUCCAGUAGUGAAGAGGAUCCUGAUGGCUUUAUGGAUGUCAAAAAGAAGCCAAAGAUUUCCUCAGCAUUGGAAAAGGUUAAUUUCGAUACUUCAAGAGAAAAGGUUGUAAACAAUGGUCCAACUAGGCUAGAAGUUGAUAAUUCCUCAAAUCAUUCAACCAAGAGAGACACCAAGGAAGAAUCUCUCUCUAGCCCUCCAGGGGAAACUGAUGCUGUAGGCAAAGUCCAUUCAAAGGUGGAGGGCAUCCUUGAUGAAGAUUCUAAAGAGGGAAAGCAACCUGCUAUUGCUGCAAGUUGUGUGCCUAGUGAAAAUGGUGGUGAAGAUGCUAGUUUUGUUCCUGGCAGUGUCAUCAUAACCUGUCCAGAUGAUGCUGACAAAUCAAAGCCUGAAAGUGCCAAAGGUUUGGAAGGUAAGAGUGUUAAGGAGCAGAAUAGUAGUGAUAUGGUGCUGAAUUGUCAGAAGGUUGAUUCCGUUGGAGGGAAAACUGAUCCAAAAGAGGGUGAGCCAAUGGUGUUAAAUCAAGAGGAAAUGGGACCGGAAGAAAAAUCAAGGGGGAAAAUUCUGGUUGACCAACAGUGUAUAUCAGCAUCUGGUGAGAAAGCAUCCUUGACUCUAGGUAAGGGAACAGAACAAAUUCCCAAAGGGUCUGAAGAAGAAGGUGUGCCUAAAGAAAAUGCAUCUGCUGCUGAGCCAUCGGGCUUGGAGGUAAUUGCAAUGGCUGAUGCGAAGAUUGAUUUUGAUUUGAAUGAAGGAUUUCCUGCAGAUGAUGGUAACCAAGAUGAAACAGUAUCUGUCAGCUCUUCCACUGCACAUAAUGCCAUGCAACUUAAUAGUUCUACGAUACCAAGUGGUAUGACGACUUCAAUUACUGUGGCAUCUGCGGCAAAAGGGUCUGUUGUUCCACCAGAUAAUAUGUUACGAAAUAAAGGAGAUAUUCGUUGGAAGGGGUCAGCUGCUACAAGUGCUUUUAGACGGGCAGAACCAAGGAAGCUCCCUGAAGUGCCUGUUGCUGCUGCGGAAGCAUCACUGUAUGACUCUUCUUCUGGCAAGCAAGUGCGUCUGCCAUUGGAUAUUGAUUUGAAUAUGCCUGAUGAAAGAGUGCUGGAAGAUGUAGCUUCUCAAUGCACUGCCUCCCAGCAGUCAGGAUCUGAACAAGGUGUUAAGCCAUUGGCAAGUGAAACACUCUGUGCAGAACCAUCUCGUAGUGCUGGACGACUGGACCUUGAUUUGAAUCGAGCUGAAGAGGGUCCAGAGAACGGUCAACCUGUAGGAACAUCCACCCGAAGAUUAGAGAUGCUUCUUUUGUCAGCAAGACCGUCGUCUUCUUCUGGGGGGCUAUCUAAUGGAGAACAUGCUGCUAGGGACUUUGAUUUGAAUAAUGGACCUAGUGUUGACGAUUCUGGUGCAGAUCCAAUUCCGCGAUAUGCACCUUCGAAAGGUGGUGUUGGUCCAUACCUUCCACCAAUUGCCAACCUUAGGAUGAACACGGAACCGGGAAAUCUCUCCUCAUGGUUCCCUCCUGGCGGGUCAUUUCCCCCAGUUUCACUUCCUCCAUUUGUGGCUGACAGAACAGAGCAGCCUUUCCCAAUUGUUGCUGCGGCUGGUGGUGUCCAGAGGAUUUUGGGCUCAACAUCAGGUGCCGCAAUUGCCUAUGGUGCUGAUAUGUAUAGAGCGCCUGUGCUGUCUUCCUCUCCAGCCAUCUCAUUCCCUGCUCCAAAUGCCUAUCCAUACCCUAGUUUCCAAUUUGGAGGCGGUUUCCCCCUUGCGUCGACAUCUUUCGCAGCAGGUUCAACGUGCAUGGAAUCUUCAUCAGGUGGAGGCCCAUGCUUUCCACCAGCUACAGCUCAGCUGGUAGGUCCUGGUGCUGCGGUUUCAACUCCAUUUGGUAGGCCCUACUUGAUAAGCCACCAAGAUGCGCCUGGCAUGGAUGGCAGUCGCAAGUGGCCAAGGCAGGGCCUUGAUCUCAAUGCAGGUCCAGGCACCACAGAGACAGAUUCUAGAGAUGAGAGGUUUUUGGCAAUGAGGCCGCUCCCGGUUGCCAAUUCUCAGGCAUUGACAGAGGAGCAGGUAAAGAUAUACCAAGCAGCAAGUAGUGCUGCAUUGAAGAGGAGAGAUCCUGAGGGCGGGUGGGACACAGAGAGAUUUGGAUAUAAACAGCCAUCAUGGCAGUAAAGGAGAAUCAGGUAGGGUGCCUUCUGCAGCGACCGAUCGGCUGGUAUGCAGUUGGUCUUUGUUCAAAAUUGCCCGACUGUUGGCGAUGCCGAUAUGCUUCUGUCUCCCAGCCUGUGCAUGAGUGGUAAGGAAUUGCAGGCUAGGCAUUUGUUGACUCUCUCUCUCUCUCUCUCUCUCUCUUUGUCUCUCUCACAUAUGUCAUAUGCAUGUCUGCCUGCCCAUGCACGUGCACAAACACACACACACACAAACUCGAAAUGCUCCAUUAGUGUUUGGAGGGAACUAGAGGAAAAUUCACAUGUAAUUCCUGUAAAUGUUGAGGUCCAGGGCUUUCCCCUUUAAUUUAAACUCAUCCGUUUCUUUCAUGGAA
Messenger RNA from Nymphaea colorata (pocket water lily), 5849 nucleotides. RefSeq lists its product as uncharacterized. Gene Ontology annotation, molecular function: chromatin binding. The record is from RefSeq and is a predicted model, not a curated record. Gene Ontology annotation, cellular component: nucleus. Bases 548 to 5479 code for a protein of 1643 amino acids. Lineage: Eukaryota; Viridiplantae; Streptophyta; Magnoliopsida; Nymphaeales; Nymphaeaceae. The transcript is spliced from 3 exons.